Puccinia triticina is the source of this 438-nucleotide messenger RNA. RefSeq lists its product as uncharacterized. The record is from RefSeq and is a predicted model, not a curated record. The transcript has 3 exons. NCBI's taxonomy places the organism in Eukaryota, Fungi, Basidiomycota, Pucciniomycetes, Pucciniales, Pucciniaceae. Bases 1 to 438 code for a protein of 145 amino acids.
AUGGCCGUUGCGGCCUGUUGCGGCGGUGUCCGGACACAGGCCACUGGCCGUCUGGCCACCUUCCUUGCCUCCGCCGCCAGGACCAAUUUGAUAUUGGAACAACAGCAAACCCUCCACUCAACCGCCAAACCUUAUCCAUCAAACCACCAUCCACCUCAAUCCACCACACAAGAUGAAGAUGUUCAUGUUUGUGAUGACGGUCGCGUCUCUCAUGGGCGCCAUCGUCGCACCAGCUGGAACACCCCCAGCAGGCAGACCGAAUCCCACCCACAGCUGCCCCGAUCCCCAGAACUUUUUGCGCUCCCCAGAGUCAGGUUCCCCGCGAAUGGCAUCAAGGAACCCCCCAACGAGUCCACCAUCUUUCCUUUUACUCCCAGCCCCUCAGCACGCUUACCUGGCCAGGAGACAUCCAUUCGAUCCAACGGCAACCUCAGCUGA